This is a messenger RNA of Piliocolobus tephrosceles (Ugandan red Colobus), 3795 nucleotides long. RefSeq names its product transmembrane anterior posterior transformation 1 (gene TAPT1). Gene Ontology annotation, biological process: positive regulation of cilium assembly. Lineage: Eukaryota; Metazoa; Chordata; Mammalia; Primates; Cercopithecidae. Gene Ontology annotation, cellular component: endoplasmic reticulum membrane; ciliary basal body. The record is from RefSeq and is a predicted model, not a curated record. The transcript is spliced from 14 exons. Bases 91 to 1794 code for a protein of 567 amino acids.
CGGGGCGAGGCGGGGAGGGGGCCGGCCGGAGGUGGAGGCCGGGCCAGAGGCUGGAGGGAGGCGGCGGGGACAGUUUGUUGUGCUCGGAACAUGGCGGGCGUUGGCGACGCGGCCGCCCCGGGAGAAGGCGGCGGUGGUGGCGUGGACGGCCCGCAGCGGGACAGCCGCGGCGAGGCGGAGCAGCCGGGCGGCAGCGGCGGACAGGGGCUCCCGCCGGCGCCUCAGCUCACUGAGACGCUAGGCUUCUACGAGAGCGACCGGCGGCGGGAGAGGCGCCGGGGCCGCACAGAGCUUUCAUUGUUGAGGUUCCUCAGUGCUGAACUAACAAGAGGGUACUUCCUUGAACAUAAUGAGGCCAAGUAUACAGAAAGAAGAGAAAGAGUAUACACUUGUUUGCGAAUACCAAGAGAAUUGGAAAAGCUGAUGGUUUUUGGAAUCUUUCUAUGCCUGGAUGCGUUUUUGUAUGUGUUCACCCUGCUUCCUUUAAGAGUUUUCCUGGCACUGUUCAGGCUCCUCACUUUGCCUUGCUAUGGCUUAAGGGACAGACGUUUGCUUCAGCCUGCCCAGGUGUGUGACAUUUUGAAGGGUGUCAUUUUGGUCAUCUGCUAUUUUAUGAUGCACUAUGUUGACUACUCUAUGAUGUACCACCUGAUAAGGGGGCAGUCCGUCAUCAAGCUCUACAUCAUAUACAACAUGCUGGAGGUAGCUGAUCGUCUGUUUUCAUCUUUUGGACAAGAUAUAUUAGAUGCUCUCUAUUGGACAGCAACAGAACCUAAAGAAAGAAAAAGAGCCCACAUUGGGGUGAUUCCUCACUUUUUCAUGGCUGUUCUCUAUGUCUUUUUGCAUGCAAUUCUUAUAAUGGUUCAAGCAACAACUCUCAAUGUAGCUUUUAACUCACACAACAAGUCUUUGCUUACUAUCAUGAUGUCUAAUAAUUUUGUUGAAAUUAAAGGAAGUGUUUUCAAGAAGUUUGAAAAGAACAAUCUCUUUCAAAUGUCAAAUAGUGAUAUUAAGGAACGAUUCACAAAUUAUGUGCUUUUACUAAUAGUGUGUCUAAGAAACAUGGAACAGUUUUCUUGGAAUCCAGAUCAUCUCUGGGUGUUGUUUCCAGAUGUCUGUAUGGUAAUUGCAUCAGAAAUUGCCGUGGAUAUUGUAAAACAUGCCUUUAUCACCAAAUUCAAUGACAUUACUGCAGAUGUCUACAGUGAGUAUAGAGCCAGUCUUGCUUUUGACCUUGUUAGCAGCCGACAGAAAAAUGCAUACACUGAUUACAGCGACUCUGUAGCACGGAGGAUGGGUUUUAUUCCUCUCCCACUAGCUGUUUUACUCAUCAGAGUUGUAACAAGCUCAAUUAAAGUGCAAGGAAUCCUGUCUUAUGCCUGUGUCAUACUCUUCUAUUUUGGGUUGAUAUCCCUGAAAGUACUUAAUAGCAUUGUGCUGUUGGGGAAAUCGUGCCAGUAUGUGAAAGAAGCCAAAAUGGAAGAGAAGCUGUCAAAUCCUCCCCCAACCUGCACUCCAGGCAAGCCAUCCAGUAAAUCACAGAACAAAUGUAAACCCUCUCAAGGCCUUUCCACAGAAGAAAACCUGUCUGCCUCCGUCACCAACCAGCCUAUUCAUCAAAAGGAAAAUAUCAUACCAUUGCUUGUGACAAGCAACUCUGAUCAGUUUUUGACAACUCCAGAUGGUGACGAGAAGGACAUAACGCAGGACAAUUCUGAAUUAAAACACAGAUCCUCAAAGAAAGAUUUGUUAGAGAUAGACAGGUUCACAAUUUGUGGAAACCGAAUUGACUGAAUCUGUGGCUCCAUGUGCUGAUGAAGCUGGGUCCUGGGGCAGCAAGUGCUGUGUUGCCAGGACAGACAGAUGCUAAACAUGGCACUUAAAUAUUUAUUUAAAAACUUAAAUUAUUAUUGGCAAGCAGAUCUUAGUAUCUUUCUUCCAGUAAUGUGGUCUGGCUGAGGGUCAGAUCACAAGACAGGAGCGACCUUGACCUUGACUCUCUGGGAAGCUUGAUGGAUUAUAAAACUUCCUCCUGCCUGGCCAAGCAGCAGCGUCACUUCCAGAACCCAACCAAGGCAACAUCAAAAUCUGUUUUGCUUUGUCAAUCUGGGCUUCCAGAAUGUUGAAUUUGCCUCAAGGCCUCUUCAGUAUAAGGAAAUACCUGGAAAACUGUGAAGCUUUUACCGUGACGUUACCUUACCAGUCUCAUACUAUUUUCACAAACAGUUUUCAAAUGUUACUUCAUCUGCCAAAGCAUUAAAAAAAAUUAAACAUAAGUCAACAUAAAUGUUCUUACCACCAGAAUAACCCUUAAAGAUGUAUCUUGAUUAAUCAGAAUAAAAGGCUACCUUAAAUAAGACAUGAUGAACAGUAGCAUUUUGUAGGGUAAACAAAAACAAAAACAAAAAACGCUAAACCAGUUUAUUUAUUUAAAAAAUUAAUGAAGGCUAUGCAUUACUGGGAAAAACCCUUCAUAAUUUUUCAGUUUACUCUUUAAAGCAAAAUGUGAGCUGUAUGUCAUUUAAUUGCGGUGGUUAAAAUAUAAAUAUCCUUACAAAAGGGCACUUUUUACACCAAGGAAGCAGAGCAGUGUUAACUUUAAGGUAUACUUCACUGGUUUUGCUUUAAAACUAAUUGCUUCAUAAAUUAUUACAGCUAAAAGGAUUUGGUGUUGAACAGGCUGAAAAAUUGUCAGUGUACAAAAUUCGAAACUGUCAACUUUAGCUGUAAGUAAAUGCUCCAAGUGUGUUAGGCAGCAGCAUCUUGCUCGGGCUUAUCAAAUGCAUCAGUCCUUCUGUUUAGGUGGACAGCGGGUGUGCCUGUGCUGGGGCAGGGUGUGUGUUCUGUGGGUGUGUGUCUGUGGGGAUGUGACUGUCAGGGUGGGCCUGUGCUGGGGGUGGGGCAGGCCCCGGUCUGGAGAGGAUUUUGUGUGAAAGUAAAUGGGUGUUUGAGGCGUAUGGGUGGCUGUCAGUGUGGGGAGGCAUCUGUGUAUGGCUGUUGGGAACAGCAACCAAAAGGUGCUUUUGGUUUUGUUUGAGAUAAGAUUCUGUUUCCAUUUAAUUACUAGUUUGUGGCCUACAUCAUAGGUCAAGUUACUUCCCUCCCGUAAAACUUCUACAACUUCUGGUUUCAGAACUGUCCAGAAGGUGGUACUGUUAACUGUUAUUUCCUUUGAUGUUUUGAUUUUGAAGUUUAGUUCUCAUGCAAAUGUUUCAGGCAUAUAUAUAUGCAGAAGGCAAUUUUUAGGUGAUUUGUCUGUUUCUUGGAUGAAAUAUAAAGCAAGCUUUAAUGUUCCGACUUGUUCAUUUGAAAUACAAAAAAAGUAAGUGAAUUUUAAUGUUUUGUAUUAACUAAAGAAAUCUGAAGAUUAAUGUUGAAGAAAUUGUAUGGACAUGCCUUUGUGAAACCAGGAAGUAUUUUAAGUUAAAAAUGAAAAAGCUUUUAAUUGCUUUGUGUGUGUUUUAGUGGAGCCCCAUUUUAGAAUUAUUAUUUUUUUUCCAUCUCCCUUUACCAACAAAAGGAACAAUGCCAUGGUGAAUGGAAUAGUUUGGGGAAAGCUUUGCCAAACACAACCCUGAUUUCAGAGCAGGAACAUGGUUUGGAUAGAUCUUCAGUUCCGCUUGAAUUAUUCUGUGACUGUGCUGUCAUUUUCAGAAGAUUUCCAUUCCUUUGCAGAUGCUGUUGGGAGUUCGGGAUUAUGUUCAUUUCUUCUGUCAUAAUGGCAUUCAAUACUAAUUUUAUAAGUGCAUCUUGUGUGAAACUCAAUAAAUUCAAUUUUGUAAUCUUUUUUAAAAA